Messenger RNA from Uloborus diversus, 1954 nucleotides. RefSeq names its product palmitoyltransferase ZDHHC2-like. Gene Ontology annotation, molecular function: protein-cysteine S-palmitoyltransferase activity. Lineage: Eukaryota; Metazoa; Arthropoda; Arachnida; Araneae; Uloboridae. The record is from RefSeq and is a predicted model, not a curated record. The coding region runs from base 116 to 1069 and encodes 317 amino acids. Gene Ontology annotation, biological process: synaptic vesicle maturation; protein targeting to membrane; peptidyl-L-cysteine S-palmitoylation. Gene Ontology annotation, cellular component: Golgi apparatus; endoplasmic reticulum. The transcript has 11 exons.
UCUUGAUGGAUGAAUGAAUAUGUAGAUAGUGCCUAGAGUUCAGUUAGGAAGAUGGUCAGUUUAAUUGUGGUGUCUCAAAUAGUAUGUUAAAAAUUAUUUCGUCCUUUUGUACAACAUGGCACCAACUGUUAUGAGGAAUGUGGGAUCCAAAUGUUCACUUUGUGUUCGCUUAUUCAAGUGGUUUCCAGUUCUCUUCAUCGCCACUAUAGUUGCGUGGUCGUAUUAUGCUUAUGUGAUACAGCUUUGCUUCUAUGCCGUAGAGAAUAUUGCAGAGAAAGUUUUCUACUUACUAAUUUUCCAUUGUGUGUUCGCAAUGUUUGUAUGGGCUUACUGGCAAACAAUAUUUACACAAAUUGGAGUAGUACCUAAGCAAUUUAAAUUAAUGUCUGGAGAUGCUGAAAAAAUUGAAAGAAAUCAAAGUGAAGAUAAUCAAAGGCAGUUGCUAGAAACCUUUGCUAAAGAUCUUCCUGUUUCUUGCCGCACCAUGAAUGGAUCUAUUAGGUACUGUGAAAAAUGUCACAAUAUAAAACCUGAUAGAGCUCAUCAUUGCUCAGUUUGUGGCGUAUGUGUUCUAAAGAUGGACCAUCAUUGCCCAUGGGUCAAUAACUGUGUAUCGUUCACAAACUACAAAUUCUUCAUAUUAUUCCUGGGCUAUGCUCUGUUGUAUUGUCUUUUCAUAUCAGCUACUACCCUCCAAUAUUUCAUAAGUUUCUGGACUAAUAACCUUGAAGGUUCAGGACGUUUUCACAUACUUUUCCUGUUUUUUGUCUCAGUGAUGUUUGCUGUCAGUUUAAUAUCACUUUUUGGAUAUCAUUGUUAUCUUGUGUCUGUUAAUCGAUCUACACUAGAAUCUUUUCGACCACCAAUAUUUCGAACUGGUCCAGAAAAAGAUGGCUUUAGUUUGGGAAGGCAAGCUAAUUUUCGAGAAAUAUUUGGUGAAGAUGCAGGAAAGUGGUUUUUACCACUUCAUUCCAGUUUAGGCAAUGGUGUCGAGUUUCCUACUCGAAUGCAAGCAGGCAGCUCCUAUAAUUCCAUGGGCAACACUAAUCAAACCAGUCAAGAUGCAUAACUGACCAGCAUGACACUCCUGUUGAAGAAAAAAGAAGCAUCUUAACUUGAGAAUAUCACUUUGUACUUAAUUGCUCAAAAGGUUAAAUGUUAGUUUCUAGGUAAAGGAUUUUUUCAACGAAUGCAUUGCAAAAAAAAAAAAUGUUAAAAAUAAAUAACAUUGUAAAAACAUUUUGCUCUUAUCAUUUAAAUAUGUACUUAUGUAUUGAUUUUAUCUUUAAUCCUUUUUAAAAGAAAUAUUUUGCAAAAUUUGAUCACAUAUGUUUUGAUUAGAUAUAUAUGUCAUUAAAAUAAAAUGAAACCUGGCUAUCAAUAUGCAAGCUACAUCUCUGUGUGUAUAUGUUAAACAAAUGGAAGUAACUAUGAUGUUUGAAAAAAAAAAAAAAACCAUCCCUUCUAAUGGUUUGAUAUCUGUAUUUUCGAAAGUUGUAAGAAAUUUGUUUCCCACAUUUGCAAUACCUAAUUUGUUUAACUUUAUAAAAAAUUCUCAAGUAAAAUAUUUUUCAAAAAUCGUACGUUAUUCUUGACUAUUUACUAUAAAUUCGUACAAUUUUAAAAUGGCAUCAAAAGUAUUUUCCUUGAGAAUUCACUAAGUUUUCAAGCCUAUUUUUUUUCUCCAUAAAGGGAUUCAUUAUCAGUUAUUAUAAAAUUUCUGUAACGAAAAGGGGUUCCGAUACAACAAUCUAUUUUAGGAUAUUGCUAUAAAAGGAUACUUCAAAGAUAAGCAUUUAAUUGACAACUAAAUCUUUUAAAACAUUUACUGCUGAGUUAAUUUAAUUUUUCCACUGGAAAAAUGGCUAAUAUUAUCACAACAAUGAGUAUUAAGAACUGAUUUGUGUCAUAGUAAAGGUGUGUGUGUGUGUGUGUGUUUUUUUUUUAAUAACAU